Bombyx mandarina (wild silkworm) is the source of this 1141-nucleotide messenger RNA. Its product is annotated as BRISC and BRCA1-A complex member 2. The record is from RefSeq and is a predicted model, not a curated record. Gene Ontology annotation, cellular component: BRISC complex; BRCA1-A complex. NCBI's taxonomy places the organism in Eukaryota, Metazoa, Arthropoda, Insecta, Lepidoptera, Bombycidae. Gene Ontology annotation, biological process: double-strand break repair.
UUUGCCAAAGAAAACAAAAAUGGGAACUGAAGCUUUUGGAUAUUUCAAAAAUUUAUCUCCAGCAUUUCGUCCUUACGUUCAAACAUUAUGUGAAGAAUUAAAACUUGGCCUCUGCAAGACUAAAAUAGAUGUUGAAAGAAUAUCUUGUUUACCUGAUGGAGAGGAAUGCCAAUUCCGUCUGCUAUUACCUUAUUGUUCUAAGAAAUUGAAAUGGGAAAUAUUAUUUGAUGUAUCAAUACCAUGGUUUGCUCCGGACUUUAAGUUUGAUGAUGAAAGUUUUUUGAUAAGUGAGGAUGAAAACUUUCUUGAAGAGAAAGUCCCAAGUCUUGCUAAAUGGAAUGAAAGUGAUCCUAGAGCUUUGAGUAAUGUGAUAUUUGAGUUGGUCAAUCUAUACAAAAGUCAUCAGAUUAGAAAACUGAGUGAGGAUGAUUCUUCAAGGGCUUAUUUUGAAUACAGUGCAUUACUUGGUGAUUCACUCAUCUCUGAAAGUAACAUCGAAGUUUGGGUUGGAACACAUGUCGUUGAAUUUUUGAUAAAACUUAAUGUUGACGUUGGAAGAUUAUCAGAGCUUUAUAGUGAUGGCAUUGAAGAGAAUCCCGGCAUUGACACAGCAUUGUUACUAGUGAGAUAUCCAAACUCGACAAAUGCAGAACUGAUACUAUCACCUCUUCUUAAUAAAGCCCUGGGGAACAUUUCAUUACCGCAAAUGCAUCCAUCUACUGUUCUUAUGGAUUAUGUACCUAUGGUUACCGAACUGCUGAACAGAAAGAUACACGAUGUACUUGUCAAUGAAAAGUUGAAAAGGGAUUUAUUAGCAUUUUUGGUUGUUAAAUAUGAAGGUGCCAUAUUGGAACACGAUAUAAACAGUGCUGCCUUUCUAUUUGAAAUCAAUGACUUCCAUUGGAUUUUAACAGUAGAAUUGGGUCAAUUUCCAGAAAAAUCUCCAAUUUUGACCUUAAGAUCAGUUUACCACAGCAGUAAAGGAAAACCAAAAUACAAAGUUCUCUCUUCUUGUCCAUUAAACAACUUUGAAGAAUAUGUGGAACAACAAGUAGAAUUAUUCAAAAACGAAUGUAAAGGAUCAGUAACUAGUAGUCAACUCGUAAGCUUGGAAAAUUAAAUAAAAAUAAUUUACAUUUUA